Molecule: messenger RNA, 1053 nt
Organism: Grammomys surdaster
Lineage: Eukaryota; Metazoa; Chordata; Mammalia; Rodentia; Muridae
Gene: Rbks
Product: ribokinase
Exons: 8
Coding region: 29-1009 (326 amino acids)
Biological process (GO): D-ribose metabolic process
Molecular function (GO): ribokinase activity
Source: RefSeq, a predicted model, not a curated record
CCGGGUUGAGCAAGAGCAAGGAUUAGUAAUGGCGGCGUCUGGGGAGCCCGGGAGGCCCUGGCAGGAGGAGGAGGAGAAGGAGGCAGCAGCGGUGGUGGUGGUGGGUUCCUGCAUGACCGACCUGGUCAGUCUUACUUCUCGAUUGCCAAAAACUGGAGAAACCAUCCAUGGACAUAAGUUUUUUAUUGGCUUUGGAGGAAAAGGCGCCAACCAGUGUGUCCAAGCUGCCCGGCUUGGAGCAAAGGCGGCCAUAGUCUGCAAGGUUGGCAACGAUUCCUUUGGCAAUGAUUACAUAGAAAACUUAAAACAAAAUCAUAUUUCUACAGAGUUUACAUAUCAGACCAGAGAUGCAGCUACAGGAACAGCCUCCAUAAUUGUCAAUAGUGAAGGCCAGAAUAUCAUCGUCAUAGUGGCUGGAGCAAAUCUGCUUUUGAAUGCUGAAGACUUGAAAGAGGCAGCCAGUGUCAUUAGCCGAGCCAAAGUGGUGAUCUGCCAGCUAGAAGUAAGCCCAGCAACUUCUCUGGAAGCUCUGACAAUGGCCCACAGGAGUGGAGUGACAACCUUGUUCAACCCAGCUCCAGCCAUGGCUGACCUGGAGCCCCAGUUCUAUACCCUCUCCAGUGUGUUCUGCUGCAACGAGAGUGAGGCUGAGAUUCUAACCGGCCAUGCCGUGAGUGACCCGACCACGGCUGGGAAGGCUGCGUUGGUUCUCCUAGAACGGGGCUGCCAGGUUGUGGUCAUCACCUUAGGGGCUUCAGGAUGUGUGACACUGUCACAGGCAGAGCCUGUUCCAAAGCACAUUCCCACAGAAGCAGUCAAGGCCGUGGACACCACGGGUGCUGGGGACAGUUUUGUUGGAGCACUGGCCUUCUACCUCGCUUACUACCCAACUCUGUCCUUGGAAGAAAUGCUCAAGAGAUCCAAUCUUAUCGCUGCAGUGAGUGUCCAGGCCACAGGAACACAGUCCUCUUAUCCAUACAAAAAGGACCUUCCUCUUGCUCUAUUUUGACUACUGCUAACCCCUAAAUAAAUAUAAUCUGGAAAUCAAAUGCA